AUGUGUGCCCAGAAGUCUCCUGAGGAACUGAAGAGCAUUUUCGAAAAGUACGCUGCCCGAGAAGGUGACCCCGAGCAGCUGUCCAAGGAGGAGCUGAAGCUCCUGGUGCAGACGGAAUUCCCCAGCUUGCUGCAGGGUCCGAACACCCUAGACGAGCUCUUCAAGGAACUGGACAAAAAUGGAGAUGGAGAAGUCAGUUUCCAAGAAUUCCAGGUGUUGGUAAAAAAGAUAUCCCAGUGA
Sorex araneus (European shrew) is the source of this 240-nucleotide messenger RNA. It is a transcript of the gene S100G, whose product is annotated as S100 calcium binding protein G. Gene Ontology annotation, molecular function: transition metal ion binding; calcium ion binding. The record is from RefSeq and is a predicted model, not a curated record. The transcript has 2 exons. NCBI's taxonomy places the organism in Eukaryota, Metazoa, Chordata, Mammalia, Eulipotyphla, Soricidae. Gene Ontology annotation, cellular component: cytoplasm. The coding region runs from base 1 to 240 and encodes 79 amino acids.